Rhodotorula graminis WP1 is the source of this 888-nucleotide messenger RNA. RefSeq lists its product as uncharacterized. Gene Ontology annotation, molecular function: 5'-3' RNA exonuclease activity; RNA binding. The record is from RefSeq and is a predicted model, not a curated record. NCBI's taxonomy places the organism in Eukaryota, Fungi, Basidiomycota, Microbotryomycetes, Sporidiobolales, Sporidiobolaceae. Gene Ontology annotation, biological process: nuclear-transcribed mRNA catabolic process; rRNA catabolic process. Gene Ontology annotation, cellular component: nucleus. The transcript has 6 exons. The coding region runs from base 1 to 888 and encodes 295 amino acids.
AUGAACCAGCAGCGCAGCCGUCGGUUCCGCACCGCAAAGGAGAACAAGGAGACGAUCGAGAAGGCCAAGCGCCGGGGCGAGGAAAUCCCCGAGGAGGCCGGCUUCGACAGCAACUGCAUCACUCCCGGCACGCCUUUCAUGGCCCGGCUCUCGCAGCAGCUCAAGUACUUUAUCGCAAAGAAGGUGUCGGAGGACGCCGACUGGAGGAACGUCGAGAUCGUGCUCUCGGGACACGAGGUCCCGGGUGAGGGCGAGCACAAGAUCAUGGAGUACAUCCGCCUCAACAAGGCGCAGCCGGGCUACAGCCCCAACAUGCGCCACUGCAUGUACGGCCUGGACGCCGACCUCAUCAUGCUCGGCCUUCUGAGCCACGACCCGCACUUCUGCCUCUUGCGCGAGGAGGUCAUUUUUGGACCUCGAGGCGGCAAGGGCAAGGCCAAGAGCCUGCACGACCAGAACUUCUUCCUCAUGCAUCUCGGCCUGUUCCGCGAGUACCUCGACCACGAGUUCUCGACGCUUAAGGAGACGCUUCCGUUCGAGUACGACCUCGAGCGCAUCAUCGACGACUUUAUCCUCAUCAACAUCUUCAUCGGCAACGACUUUCUGCCCCACUUGCCCGGGUUGCACAUCAACGAGGGCGCGCUUAACCGCCUCUUCGAAAUCUACAAGCGCAUCCUCCCUCAAGCCGGCGGCUACCUCAACGAGCACGGCAAGCUCAACGCGCCGCGGCUCCAGCUCAUCCUCGACGAGCUCACCGUCUUCGAGCGGGAGCAGUUCGAGCACGAGACGGUCGACAUGGGUCAUGGACGUGGCGGCGGGCACAAGAGCGGCAGGAGGGGCCAGGAGCAGGCGCUCUUCCUCGCCCCUCCCUUCCCGCGACAGUCCUGA